Molecule: messenger RNA, 390 nt
Organism: Anisakis simplex (herring worm)
Lineage: Eukaryota; Metazoa; Nematoda; Chromadorea; Rhabditida; Anisakidae
Source: the annotation of a GenBank genome assembly
AUGGAUCUUGCAAAAUUUAUGGAACAGAAAGAAAAAAUUCGUAAAGCACAAGCAUUAUAUGAGCCAUGGAUGGAUAAUAAGAAAGAGGUGCAACAAAACGAUGAAAUAUCGCCAUCUCCACCAACACAAUCAGCAAAUCCAAAGCAUCGCAGUGAAUUCGUUUUUCAUAAUGAAUACGUCAAAACAGUGACGAACACACCCAAUUCUGAACAGGUUGGCGAAGAGACACUAAAUUGUUUUGCAACUUUACAGACCGUCACAUCAGUACGAUCUACGAUGCCGCUAUCGAGAAAUAGUUCCGUGUCAAUUUACCUUCCACCAUCCGAAACUCCACAUCAACCAACUCCAUUACCGAUUGAUGAGCGACGUAAAUGUUACUGUUUUGCAUGA